Messenger RNA from Tetranychus urticae (two-spotted spider mite), 2156 nucleotides. RefSeq lists its product as uncharacterized. NCBI's taxonomy places the organism in Eukaryota, Metazoa, Arthropoda, Arachnida, Trombidiformes, Tetranychidae. Gene Ontology annotation, cellular component: intracellular membrane-bounded organelle. The record is from RefSeq and is a predicted model, not a curated record. Gene Ontology annotation, molecular function: phosphatidylinositol phosphate binding.
CUGUAAGUUAUGUUACAAUUUGUAAUUGAAAGGCCUGAUUUCAUGUCAAUUUGCUUUUUGUUAAUUUAUAAUGAUUUAUAGAUUUUAUAGUAAAAGCAGGUUGAUUAAAAAUCUCCUAUGUCUUCGGACAGUGAAAACCAAAGUUCUUUCUUGUUGCUUCUGCUGAAACAUCUUAACCAAACUAACUCAGAUUCCUUGGAAACCUUGGAAAGAGAGAAUCUCCACUUUGUUAUUACUGAUAAUUUAAUAGCUACAUUCGAAGAAAUUAAAUGUGACAUUUUUUUCAACAAACAUCAUAGCCAAAUACAACAUCAGCAAAUAUCACCGAAAUCAUCAUGUAAUGUCAAUACCGAUAAAGUUAUCACCAAUCAUCUCACCGAGGACACAAGUGCAUCACCAACACCAACUCCUUCAUCUGACUCUUCAUCAGUUCCGUCUUCUUAUCAGGAUGGUACUGUUCUCUCAUCGGCAGAUUGGUUGGUCGAACAAAGUAACUCAGGCUCCGAUGUUUUUUCUAAUUCAGGUGCUGCAGAUAAGCCAGAUAAUUUCAAACUCAACAUCAGCAAACAUGAAAGUGAACUUAAUUCUUUCUCUGGAUCAAUCUCUAAUUUAAGUGAAAUUAGCUCAAAUGUGACCUUAGAUGGAGAAAGCAAGGUAUUGUCUGAAACGUCUACUUUUGGACCAUUAGAUGACUUUGAAUCAGCCGAUAAUUCAGCUGAAUCAGUAGCUGUUCAAUUACUAUCACAUUACUCACAGAGACCAUUUUCUACAAGACGGUCUUCCUUACAACCUUUUAUGAUGAGUUCUCCAAUGUCUGGUGAUGAACCUAAUCGCAAUAGUAGUAGAUCUUUACCCAUUCGUCGCAGUGGAAGUUCAUGUUACUCGCUUUACUCUAAUCCAAGUCCAAUUGUAACAAAUACUUCAUUUCAAUCUCUAUCAUCUCUUCAUCAAGUUCCAUCAGCUGCGACUCGAUCAUCAAGUAUUAAACUGAGAGGAAAUUCACUUUGGGCUCCCCUCCGACCUCAACUAAUAUGCAACAUUCAACGACCUACUGAUAAAUAUUCUCAAUGGCAAAGGCAAAACCAAAGAUGUGCUGGUUGUGGUUUUAACAUUGACUCUAAAUGCAAAGAAUUCCAUGGUAUAAUGUACUGUUAUUAUACAGGCAAAUUUUUUUGUCGUGUUGGCUGCCAUUCAGGACGUAAAGCUAUUUUACCUGCGUAUGUCAUUCAUAACUGGGAUUUCAAUUGUUAUCCUCUUUCCAAUUGCGCAGUCAACUUUCUUGAAAAAUAUCGCGGAGAGCCUCUAUUUCAUAUCAACGAUCUAAAUCCGAGUCUCUAUAAAAGAGUUAAGCAACUUAGUAAAUUAUUAGAUUUAAGGUUCCAACUUAGGUCAUUGAGAGAAUAUAUUUCCACUUGUAGAAAUGCGAAAGACUUCGUUUUUUAUUUCAAAUCAUUCGAACCUCAACAUUUUAUCCAAGAUGAUAUUCAUCUUUAUUCUUUGGAGGAUCUUAUAACAAUUAAACGCUCUAAAAAGCUUUUAGAUAAAUGUUGGGCUCUAGUCAGAGAAUCCAUUGAUCAUGUUUCCAGAUGUGAAUACUGUAAAGCCCGUGGCUUUUUCUGUGAGCUGUGCAAAAAAGAAGACGUUCUCUUUCCAUUUGAGAUUGGCCGUAUUUACCAAUGUAGCGCUUGCCACUCUUGUUUCCAUUUAUAUUGUUUUAACCAUCAAGCCAACCAAAAAUGCUCUAAAUGCUCUAGAAUUCAAGCCCGCCGUUCCCGUCACCAGCCAACUAAAUUCAAUAACAGUGAUACAGUGAUACUGGUAAUGAUAGUCUUCAAGAAGUUCCCGAACCCUUAGAAACUGAGGACCAGUCCGAACCAUGUUCACUGUCACCACUAUUAACUACUAACAUUAAGUCCACAAACACUGUGGAAUCGUGAUAAAAUCGCUGGAUAAUAGAAAAUUUAAAUAGCUUUCUUAUAAAUGAACCCUAAUUAUUUUAUGUUUAUUAACCGAUUUCUAAUGUAUUCACUUUGAUGGUCAGACGAGAUGCUUACGCUUUUUUGGUUGUCAAAUUAAAGAUGAAAGCUAAAUUGUUAAAGUCUUAACAAAGCAAUGGAUCGCCGAUUAAAAAAUUGCAUUUUUUCUCGUCCUCUCAA